Molecule: messenger RNA, 2840 nt
Organism: Haliotis rubra (blacklip abalone)
Lineage: Eukaryota; Metazoa; Mollusca; Gastropoda; Lepetellida; Haliotidae
Product: follistatin-A-like
Exons: 6
Coding region: 843-1784 (313 amino acids)
Biological process (GO): anatomical structure development
Molecular function (GO): extracellular matrix binding; calcium ion binding; protein binding
Source: RefSeq, a predicted model, not a curated record
CUCGAGUGAUCGUGCACCUGUGUUUAGAGUGUGACAAUGCGUGGCGUUAUUCUGCAUCCCAUGACGCCUGUCAAUCAUCGGCGUGUCUAUUGCAAUACACUGGUUGGGCACACGCAAUAGUGAGACCUUACAAACGGCUUUGAAUAUAUGUUAUUGACAAGAAUCGUGAUAACGUUAUAUUGACUGGUUAUAUAGAGUUACGGUUCAUCCCAUCAGCGCAUAUUUCAGUUAUUCAGUGUUAUAAUGCUGGGAGUGUUUAUCACUUGCGACGGAAUAUUUCCACAACUUAGACAGUAACCUUUUAGAACAUAGGCACCGGACAGGUCAUCUCUCUAAUGGAAGAAUGGGACACGGUCACUCAGGAGACAAUUCAUUGAAAGUAAGAAGUUCAGCAUGCAGAAGACGGACAUGAUCUUAGAUACGCCACUUUACCUGUGAAAUAAAAGCAAGAGCACAGAACUUUCAGGUUAAUUCACAAAACACGUGCUACUACCGUCGGAUCUAGAUCGACCUCACAGGACCGAGUGAGAAUUUAAUACGCCGUAUAUCACGUCGCGUAGCUGGGUCCCGCGAACAUUACGUAAAGACGUGAAAGUACGACACUGUAGGUCCCUAGAGUCCUACACCUUCUGACCACAGGCAUCCAGAUAUACAUUCUCCUUCACACAUCUCAGAAGCUCCUGGACUGGUAUGAACCGAGAGAUAUUGGGCUUACCUGCUGUGAAUAUCUCAUACCCUUCUCAAGUGAGCGUACUGUGCCCCAUGCCCAGCUAGUUCACCGUACAGAGACAAGGGGUUCAACGUUACCAGGACACUUUCAUUCUUCUACUCAAUACGACAACAUGAACGUCAUUGGUGUUGUCGUAAUGUGUUUGGCUGCAAGCCACCUCCCUGCUGUACAUGGCGGCAUCUGCUGGUUGUCCAGGAGCAGGAAUGGACGGUGCAGACAGAUGUACAGUGUGAACACAUCACGUGACCAGUGCUGUAACCUCACCAUACCGGCUGUAGCCCUCAGCUGGACGCCCCUCGACGUGGCCUCCCAUAUCCACACCAUGCUAUUCACCGGGGGUACGGCCCAGUGUCAUGUCUGUCACAAAACCUGCGACAAUGUGAGAUGUGGCGCUGACCGGAAGUGUCGAGUGAGGCACGGACAGGCAAGAUGUGUGUGCUCUCCACAGUGUCCUCGUCACCUAAAGCUGAUGGGAGUUCUGUGUGGCUCUGAUCAGCGCACUUACAAGCACUAUUGUGCCAUGCUUCGCCACAACUGUAAGCGCAACAAGGAGGUGAAACCUGCAUACCUCGGACACUGUAAAGAGUCGUGUCGCGGAGUCAAGUGCUUCAGACGUGGACAUCACUGCCUUCAAGAUCAGCACGGCCUGCCUCACUGCGUGCCCUGCAACACCUACUGCGGUAAUGUCCCUUUCUACAGCCUGUGCGGGGAAGAUGGUGUCACUUACCCCAGUCAGUGCCAUCUAGUGGCAGCCAUAUGUAUGAAAGGGGAGGCGAUCCGAGUUGCAUACACAGGACAAUGCAUUGAUGGCUUGACCUGCGACACCCUGAAGUGCCCGGAUGACAGACGGUGUCUGACGAACGCCACUUCCGGCCUGCCCCAGUGUGUCAGCUGCAAGGGCGCUUGUUCAGUAUCUUCCAGAACAGAAGAGAAUAUCUUUGUGUGUGGCAGCGAUGGACACACCUAUAAAAGUUAUUGCGCAAUGCAGAGACGUGCAUGUCGCACCGGGGUGGUCAUCAAGACAGCGUAUUAUGGAAGAUGUAAAGAGACUUGAGUCGACAUGAUUUCAGUCCGAUGUGGCCUGUUGUUAAAACUGCGCCAUUAUCAACUGGUGUGUGUAGUGAUGGACGGGAAAGUGCAAUAUGACGGCAGAUGCACCUCUAAAGCAGUGCGGUUCAACUGGAGUUCUGUGUUGGCUAACGAACAGCGUCAUACGCAACACUCCAUAGACUUUCUGUUAAAGUCUUCUGAUAGACAGAUCCCAGCUGCAGUCUCUCACGGAGUGAUGGGUGGUGUAUAUUUCAACUAUUCAAGGAAACAUUCGCCUGUGCUCCAUGUACAUGUAUAUAUACUUUUGGUUGCCGGUCUUGGUAGCUGAUUUGUGUAUGAAUAUGGGCGAUUUUGGUGUGUUAUAACGCCUUUAUGCUUUCAGACAUUUUCUGCACGAGGUCAGUUACCAAAGUGUACAUGACGUGAGCAUAGUGUAACAUAUCACAGAGGAAUAAUCUUCACUCGCAUGUUUAUUUGAGUAUAAUUAAGUUUAUUUUAUAUUUAAGUAAGCUAAUAUGGGCAAAAUUACGAGUUGGUGAAUAACUACUAGUAUUGGGUUACCGCAGAAAUGUCUCUUCCGUAGGGGAAUCAGACUUAGAAAAGCACAAUACCAUGUUCAUCGUAUUGAAAUAAUUGUGGCAGAUAUGUGUAUUUGUAUACCUCCUAAUCAUCUCAACACGCUGACAAUCACACGUCGACCUGCACUGCUGUAGUAAUCCGGUCACGCCACACAGCCACCUCUCCCAGAUGGAACGCUCAUAUUUCGUGUGUCCAGUGGAUGAUGUGAAGCAACGUAUAUACAUCACGCGUGUCUGGAAAUCAUAUGCAUACGCCUGUCUACAUCAACCAGAUGAAUGAGAUUGCCAACCCCGUUUAGGUAACUCCACGGCGGACCCCGACACCUGCAGUGGUAUUUGGGAUAAAGCUGUACAGAGCGGUGGAAGCCAUCUCAUACACAGUUGCCAAUGUUUUAGUAUUGAAAGUCAUUGUUGUCUUUUUUUACAGAGCUAAGCCCAUGUCGUGCAUUCUAAAUUGUGGGGCAAGUAAGUCUACACUUGAA